AUGGGAUGUGCAUUCACGGCGGCUUUCUGGCUGUGCUCGAUCGAAUGGUUCUCGCCCGGCAACGCCAAUGGAAGAGCACUUCAGAAUUUACUCUCCAUGCUGAGGCGCUCGCAACAACUACGGACUCCGACCAGACUUGAGCUCUCGAAAGAGGGCCCAACUCAGCGAUUUCUGAGGUCCCACCGCACCACUGUCGAAGAUGAAGAUGAUUCGGAAGAAAGAGCCCUGAGUUUGGAGGAAAUGAAGAGGAUGAUGAAGGCGGGAAUGAACGAAGAAGCAUUCGCCGAAGAGCUCGGCGUUAGCGAAAAGAUGAAGUUGGUGUCGAGCCAACCUAACACCGGCUUGGCCACGUUCUUGACGUCCCCCGAAUACGCGAAGAUUGCAGCGUACCAAAACUUUUUGAUCGGAGCUCGGAGGGAUUAUGCGAACGGGGUGGCGGAGUCGUCCAAGAAGGCGAAGUCCAAGAAGUGGUGGAAGUAG
Messenger RNA from Phytophthora sojae, 480 nucleotides. RefSeq lists its product as hypothetical. The record is from RefSeq and is a predicted model, not a curated record. Bases 1 to 480 code for a protein of 159 amino acids. Lineage: Eukaryota; Oomycota; Peronosporomycetes; Peronosporales; Peronosporaceae. The transcript has 2 exons.